This is a messenger RNA of Cladophialophora yegresii CBS 114405, 1134 nucleotides long. RefSeq names its product Atypical/RIO/RIO2 protein kinase. Gene Ontology annotation, molecular function: protein serine/threonine kinase activity; ATP binding. Gene Ontology annotation, cellular component: cytosol; nucleus; preribosome, small subunit precursor. The transcript has a single exon. Bases 1 to 1134 code for a protein of 377 amino acids. NCBI's taxonomy places the organism in Eukaryota, Fungi, Ascomycota, Eurotiomycetes, Chaetothyriales, Herpotrichiellaceae. The record is from RefSeq and is a predicted model, not a curated record. Gene Ontology annotation, biological process: maturation of SSU-rRNA; protein phosphorylation.
AUGAAGCUCGACACAAAAGCCUUGCGAUACCUCAAUCCCACCGACUGGCGGGUUCUUGCUGCAGUCGAAUCUGGGAGCCGCAAUCAUGAAGUCGUCCCAACCACACUAAUCGUCAAUCUUUCCAAGUCCGCUGUAGGUGAUGUCAACCGCAGCAUCUCGUUGCUUGCCAAAGCGGACCUGAUAGCCAAGGUGAAGAAUGCCAAGUACGAUGGGUACAGACUGACCUAUGGCGGCCUCGACUAUCUGGCUUUGCAUUCCUUGCAGAAGAGCAACACCGUGUACAGCGUGGGGAACCAGAUUGGUGUUGGCAAGGAAAGUGAUAUCUUGGUUGUCAGUGAUGAGAAGGGUGAACAACGUGUACUCAAGAUCCACCGGCUGGGUAGGGUCAGCUUCAAGAAAGGUGUGCGAAAUAAACGCGAUUAUGCGAGAACUAAGGCACAGAAGGAGAGAGGCGCUGGCAGCUGGAUGUACAUGUCGCGACUAGCUGCUGUCAAAGAGUUUGCUUUCCUGCAAGCCCUGCACGAAGCGGGCCUCAGUGUCCCAAUCCCACUAGGGCAAAAUCGACAUCAGCUGGUUAUGUCUUUGAUCGACGGCUUCCCGCUACGACAGAUCGAAAAGGUUCCAGAUCCCGCUGGACUGUAUGGGGAGCUCAUGGAAGUCCUUGUGCGUUUGUGCUCACUUGGACUAAUCCAUGGCGAUUUCAACGAGUUCAAUAUCUUGAUCAAAGAAGAGGAGCAAGCAGACGACAUUCGGCUUGUGCCGGUCUUGAUUGACUUUCCUCAGAUGGUCAGCGUGGAUCACCCCAACGCCGAAUUCUAUUUCAACAGAGACGUCGACUGCGUGAAGCGCUUCUUUUCAAGACGCUUCGGAUUUGUUAGCAAUGACGAAGGUCCCAUCUUUGCAGAUGCAAAGCGAGAGCUUGGGAAAGAUGGUUCCAAAAGGCUUGAUGUCGAGGUUGAGGCUUCGGGAUUUUCCAAGAAGAUGGCGAAAGAGCUUGAAGCAUACAUGAAAGAGCAUGGUGUGGACGGUGACGCCAAAGAGGACCAACCCCAUGGUCUUGAUAUUAGUGGUUCAGAAGACGAAAAUGAGGAUGAUGACGAGAAGGAUGGAAGCGAUGAAUCUUCAGAGGGGUAA